AUGUCCUUAGAUCAGCUGAUUGAUAAGGUGGCUCUACUAGCAGCACUGGAUGCAUCUGACAAAGACACAAGAAUAAUGGCCAUUGCUGUCACCUUGCAGAGGACAUCAUGGCUGCAGUCAUCAGGCAUUCCAAAAGGGGUCCAGUCUACAAUUGAGGACCUUUUGAAGGGCCAUCUCGCUUCAAGAAGGAUGUCUGGGGAGCGAGCUUUCCUGAAACUGCCCCCACUAGGAAGGUGUCAGAAAGUUAACUCCUGUAACAAGGAGGAGGAUAUCUACAAAAUGUUUACAAAACUAUCCAGACUUCACUGCAAACUGCAGGAUCCGCUGAAGGAGCUGCUUUAUCAGUGCGCUAGUGAGGAGGAAGGAGAAUGUUUCCACAGCUUCAGCUUUGAAAAUCUUUUAACUGGUAAGGGGCUACACCGUGAGCUUUAUCUUUCACCAGAGCCAGACCACGUACCACUCUGGAAAAGAAAUAUUUCCAACAGGCUUGCUGAGAAAUACAGGCAAUUCAGAUUGAACAUAAAGGACACCCCGAUGUCAGCAGUAAUUGUAAGAUGGAUAAAAAGAAACAUAUUAGCAUCAUAUGACUAUCACUCAGUUAUCCAAGAACUAUCAAGAUUCGGUGCUAUUGAAUCCGUGACACCUUCUGGAAGACAAACAGCUGUAGUUAUAUUCAAAGACAUCAUUUCAGCAUGUAAAGCAAUGAACGCUUUCCCAGCCAAUGACCCAGGCAGAAGGAUCCAAUGUGUUUGGCAUCACAAAUUCAUGUCUGAAUACAGAAUGUCAGGCCACAGAAAGAUAAAACUUACAAGUUAACAACAUUUUUAUUAAA
This is a messenger RNA of Terrapene triunguis (Three-toed box turtle), 832 nucleotides long. RefSeq lists its product as uncharacterized. Gene Ontology annotation, molecular function: nucleic acid binding. Lineage: Eukaryota; Metazoa; Chordata; Testudines; Emydidae. The transcript has 4 exons. The record is from RefSeq and is a predicted model, not a curated record. Bases 1 to 816 code for a protein of 271 amino acids.